Messenger RNA from Parnassius mnemosyne (clouded apollo), 960 nucleotides. Lineage: Eukaryota; Metazoa; Arthropoda; Insecta; Lepidoptera; Papilionidae. The record is from the annotation of a GenBank genome assembly.
AUGAUGAACGGCGUCGGCGGCGCGCUCUACGAGGAGGCGCACGCGUCGCCGCCAGGCGGCUCGCCGCCCGCCGCGCCCGCCGCCGCGCCGCCCUCCGCCUCCAGCGCCUCGCCCGCCUCCGUCGCCUCCAACCCGCCGCAGCCCCUGCACAUCCCGGCCAAGCGCUACGACCCCGAGCCGGGCGUCAUCCGCCACGCGCAGCAGCCCUGGGGCUACCCGCCGGACGGCCCGGCCGCCUUCGACCACCAGUACCCGGCCGGGCCCACCUACUACAACCUGCCCGUCGAGCGGGAGCGCAAGUCCGCGCUGCCUUUCUGGCCGGCGAGCGGCGGCGAGUACAAGCCGUAUGCGGACGGCGGCUGCCACCAGGGCUUCUCGCAGCCCUGCUGGAACUACCCGUACGGCGCCCCGCGCGGGGACCAGCCGCUGUCGUACGUCGGUGGGGAAGAGCGGCGCACGGCGGUCUCCGAGGCGUCGGGUUUCUCGCACGACGCCUACGGUCUUCGGAACUACGCGCCCGAGACUGUGUCCAGCGCACCUUACCCACCUCCGAGUGGUCUACCCGGUUCCCUUUCGAUGUCGGUGGGCGUCGGAGUAGGCUGCGGAUCCUCAAAUCCACUGGAUUGGACUGGGCAAGUGACGGUGCGCAAAAAACGCAAACCCUAUUCAAAGUUCCAAACUCUCGAGCUGGAGAAAGAGUUUCUCUUCAACGCUUACGUAUCUAAACAGAAGAGAUGGGAGCUGGCGAGGAAUUUGAAUCUCACAGAGAGACAGGUGAAGAUAUGGUUUCAGAAUAGACGGAUGAAGAAUAAAAAGAAUUCUCAACGGCAAGCGGCACAGGCGGCGCAGAACAACAACAAUAACUCCAACGCCAAUAACCACAACCAUCAUGGUGGCCACCACCACGCUCCCCACCACGUGGCGUUGCACCACGCGCCGCCUUCGAAACACCAUCAGUGA